UAUUUUGUAUUUAAACAAUGUUAUGUUGCGUCAAAGCCUGUGCGGGUGGACAAGCUGUGGUGCGUCAGAGUAAUCGAGUCUGAACUAUGGGUAGGCGGAACUCUAGGUCGAAUUGGGUGGGAAUUCUAAAGAGGCUUGUUGGAGCCCAGUAAAGGCUGCUAUUGUGUGUAAAUGAUCAUCAUAAGGGCAUAUGACUGCACCAGUGCUGGACAGAGGCUAGUGUGAGGGAAAUCAUUAGCAAUGCAAAGUCAUGGUGCUCUGGUUCACAGACGUCCUGGUGAAAAGUACCCCUUCUCUUCUAAUGUUAACUCCAUUGUAGCCGAUUGGGUUUUGGACAUCUAAAGACUAAGCUCCUGGACUGAGCCCACUCUGUUGCUAGUCGCUGCCUAACCCUCAGGUCACAUGCCAACUCUCGCAUUCAUGCCAAGGAUGUCCAGAUUUCUCAGCGUCCCAUUGGCCAUUGGAAGGUCACAUGACUCCCAGUGCCAGGCGCUGGUGCUCUGCUUUUAAGCUGCCGCGCACCAGUCAGGCAGGCACAGAGGGGUCGUCUCUAUGCCGAGUCUUGCCCAAUGCCCAUCCUUCAGCGGCGGGUCCACGUCACCCUCCACCCGGGCGCCCGCCCAUGCCUCUAACAUCACCUGCUGAGCCUGAGCUGGAACCAAAAAUGAACUGGGCGUCCUUUUAUGCCGUGCUCAGCGGCGUAAACAGGCAUUCCACGGGCAUCGGUCGCAUCUGGCUCUCCGUCCUCUUCAUCUUCCGCCUGCUGGUGCUGGUGGUGGCCGCCGAGAGCGUGUGGGGUGAUGAGAAGGCCCACUUCACCUGCAACACGCAGCAGCCCGGCUGCAACAGCGUCUGCUAUGACCACUUUUUCCCCAUCUCCCACAUCCGCCUGUGGGCACUGCAGCUCAUCCUGGUGUCCACUCCUGCCCUGCUGGUGGCCAUGCACAUCGCACACCGCCGCCACGUCGACAAGCGUCUGUACCGCCAGUCGGGCCGGUCCAGCCCCAAGGACCUUGAGCAGAUCAAGAACCAGAAGAUGAAGAUCACCGGCGCCCUGUGGUGGACCUACAUCAUCAGUCUCCUCUUCCGUGUGCUAUUCGAGUCAGCCUUCAUGUAUCUGUUCUACAAGAUCUAUCCUGGUUACAAGAUGUUUCGGCUGGUCAAGUGUGAUUCCUACCCCUGUCCCAACACAGUGGACUGCUUUGUCUCUCGGCCGACCGAGAAGACGGUCUUCACAGUCUUCAUGCUGGCCGUCUCUGGCAUCUGCAUCCUACUCAACAUUGCCGAGGUGGGCUACCUGGUGGCACGGGCCAGCAACCGGCAUCUUAAUGCUAAAGACUCUCCUAUUGGAGCCUGGAUCACACAGAAACUGUGUUCCUUUUAACAUGCCUCCUUAGAUUUGCUUUAGGCACUAAAGUGGAUCAAGUGCAUUAGGGUUAAUAGGAUCACUUUGUGACAGUUGUAAUCUGGGUCUAUCGACAACCACUUAGCUCCGAGCUAGUGUUAUUUCCUCCAAGGUGCUUACCAUCGUACCAGCACACAUGCAAAUGCAUCUGUAUAGGACUACAUCUGUAAAAUGGAUGCCCCCUUUUGAACUGGUGUGGGUGUGGCAGGUGAAAAGGAAACACUGAUCCACCCGUCCAUCCACUCAUCCAUCAUUGUAAAUGUUUUAAUGUCAAAUUAAUGGAAAGAUAUGUCAGAUUAGGAUGUGUGUUGUAACAUGUCAAGCCUAACUUGCGUACCAUUCUACAUACUGGGUAAAUAAUUUGUUGUUUACUGCUAGAGUAUUAAACUAUGACUUUAAUGAUGUAUAAUAUUUGUGAGGUAAUGCACUGCAUAUUGUCAUAUAAAUAGAGGCAGUCUGUAAUACUACAUGCUUUGUACUGUUGAUUAAAAGUCAUUCAGCACGGGGAUUGUACUAAUUUUAGUUUUUUUUUUCAAUUUAUGCAAAUAUACCUCCAGUUUUAUUUAAUCAUUUAAAAUAAAAUGAAAUUGAUGCUUUA
This is a messenger RNA of Alosa alosa (allis shad), 2003 nucleotides long. It is a transcript of the gene gjb1a, whose product is annotated as gap junction protein beta 1a. The transcript is spliced from 3 exons. Lineage: Eukaryota; Metazoa; Chordata; Actinopteri; Clupeiformes; Clupeidae. Gene Ontology annotation, biological process: cell communication. The record is from RefSeq and is a predicted model, not a curated record. The coding region runs from base 473 to 1384 and encodes 303 amino acids. Gene Ontology annotation, cellular component: connexin complex.